AUGGCCUCGACAGCUUUCUUGAUUGCACUAGUUGUUGUUGUGAUGGUUACUGCUCCAGUUAUGGCAACUGACCAUUGGGUUGGUGAUGAACAAGGUUGGAAACUCAACUUUGACUACAAAAUUUGGGCUGCCACCAAAGAGUUCCACUCUUCAAGUACAAGCAAGGAGCCUCACAAUGUGUAUAGUGCAGAUGAGGAAGCCUUCCAAAGCUGCAUAGCAAGAUAUUUUGUUUCACCUCUGAUUUCUGGAAAUGAUGUGAUUACUCUUACAACACCAGGAAAAAGAUGGUUACUAUGUGGAGUAGGCAAACAUUGUGAAAAUGGAAUGAAACUUGCCAUCAAUGUUUUGCCACAAUUGGCAUCUCCAGCUCCUUCACCUUCUUACUAA
This is a messenger RNA of Lycium ferocissimum, 387 nucleotides long. RefSeq names its product blue copper protein-like. The record is from RefSeq and is a predicted model, not a curated record. Lineage: Eukaryota; Viridiplantae; Streptophyta; Magnoliopsida; Solanales; Solanaceae. The transcript is spliced from 2 exons. Bases 1 to 387 code for a protein of 128 amino acids. Gene Ontology annotation, molecular function: electron transfer activity. Gene Ontology annotation, cellular component: plasma membrane.